This is a messenger RNA of Myotis brandtii (Brandt's bat), 1811 nucleotides long. Its product is annotated as UDP-glucuronosyltransferase 1-6. Gene Ontology annotation, molecular function: UDP-glycosyltransferase activity. The transcript is spliced from 5 exons. Bases 126 to 1724 code for a protein of 532 amino acids. The record is from RefSeq and is a predicted model, not a curated record. Lineage: Eukaryota; Metazoa; Chordata; Mammalia; Chiroptera; Vespertilionidae.
AGCACAGAGAGGUAGGCCAGGUCUGUGAAGAGGGGCAGGUAGUCAGUGUAGGGGAAAUAGCCGGGAGCCCUCGGGAUCAGGCAGCGUAACCCAUUUACUCUUGCUGCUACCUGCACUCCACAGGGAUGGCCUGCCUCCCCCGUGCGGUCCGGGGCAUUUCUGCAGGGGUUUUCCUCUUAGGGCUUUGGGGUGUGACUCUCAGUGACAAGCUGCUGGUGGUCCCCCAGGAUGGAAGCCACUGGCUCAGUAUGAAGGGCAUAAUUGAGGUGCUUAGUGACAGGGGCCAUGACAUCGUGGUGCUGGUGCCAGAAGUCAAUUUGCUUCUGAAAGAGUCCAAACACUACACCAGGAAAAUCUAUGCGGUGCCCUACGACCAGGAAGAGCUACAGAGACGCUUCCGUACCUUUGGGAACCGGCACUUCGCUGAGAGAUCGCUCCUGACUGCUCCCCUGGUGGAGUACAGGAAUAACAUGGUCGUCGUUGACCUGUGCUUCAUCAACUGCCAGAGCCUCCUGAGGGACUCGGCCACUCUGAGCUUCCUUCGGGAGAGCAAGUUCGACGCCCUGUUCACAGACCCGGCCAUGCCCUGCGGGGUGAUCCUGGCCGAGAUCCUGGGCCUGCCCUCCCUGUACCUCUUCAGGGGCUUCCCGUUUGCCCUGGAGCAUACGUUCAGCCGAAGCCCGAACCCCGUGUCCUACAUCCCCAGGUGCUACACCCAGUUCUCAGACAGGAUGACUUUCUCCCAGCGGGUGGCCAACUUCCUUGUUAAUCAUUUGGAGAACCUCGUAUUUCACUUUCUGUUUUCAAAGUACGAAGACCUCGCAUCAGACCUCCUCAAGAGACAGGUACACUUACCCACCUUAUAUCAGAAGGGCUCUAUUUGGCUCUUGAGAUAUGACUUUGUGUUCGAGUAUCCCAGACCAGUCUUGCCCAACAUGGUCUUCAUUGGAGGGACCAACUGUAAGAAGAAAGGGGCCUUGUCUCAGGAGUUUGAAGCCUAUGUAAAUGCCUCUGGAGAACAUGGAAUUGUGGUUUUCUCUUUGGGCUCAAUGGUCUCGGAUAUUCCAGAGAAGAAAGCCAUGGAAAUUGCUGAUGCUUUGGGCAAAAUACCUCAGACAGUGCUGUGGCGGUACACUGGGACUCGACCAUCGAAUCUUGCGAAGAAUACAAUCCUGGUCAACUGGCUGCCACAAAAUGAUCUGCUCGGUCACCCGAAGACUCGUGCCUUUAUCACACAUUCUGGCUCCCAUGGUAUCUAUGAAGGAAUAUGCAACGGCGUUCCGAUGGUGAUGAUGCCUCUGUUCGGCGAUCAGAUGGACAAUGCAAAGCGCAUGGAGACCCGGGGAGCAGGAGUGUCCUUGAAUGUCCUGGAAAUGACUUCUGAAGAUUUAGAAAAUGCCCUCAAAACUGUCAUCAAUGACAAAAGCUAUAAGGAAAACAUCAUGCGCCUCUCCAGCCUCCACAAGGACCGCCCCAUUGAGCCACUGGACCUGGCUGUGUUCUGGGUGGAGUUCGUGAUGAGGCACAAGGGAGCCCCGCAUCUGCGCCCCGCGGCCCACCUCCUCACCUGGUACCAGUACCAUUCUUUGGAUGUGAUUGGCUUCCUCUUGGCCAUUGUGCUGGGAGUUGCCUUUGUUGUCUAUAAAUGCUGUGCCUUCGGCUAUGGCAAAUGCUUUGGGAAAAAAAGGCGAGUUAAGAAAUCUAACAAAUCCAAGGCACACUGAGAAAUGGGUGAAAAAUGAGGUGAUCCAAAUUUGCAGUCAGUGUGAAAUACAUGUCAUGCUCAUUGAAGAAAACUUUACUGUAAGUUA